CGUCGACAUUCGAGAGCGUCUUACGAAUCCCCGGCUCCUCUCGUCCGGUUGCUCUGUCGUCAAUGCUUGUACUAACAGCCCCUUUAGCUAGCAUGGAUAAUCGCUUUCAUCAGCUCCAUCAUCGCGACAACACAGGUCACAAAUAGCUCCGGCUCCUUCCCGCCAUUCGCAUGGUGGACCGUCGUCUACAUGUUCUUCCUUAUCGCAGGAGUUUUCGUCGUUGUGGCUUCCGACACAGCGCAAACUUACCACGUCGCCCUUACGGGAUACCUGGGUGCAGCUCUGGCCCUGAACUCAUUGACUAUUCACUCCCUCAUUUACUCAUCCAACGGGGCUCGCCAAGCUGCUGGUGCUGGCUUCAUUCUCAUGGCCAUGGUCACCAUUGUCUGGAUCUUCUACUUCGGCUCCGCCCCCUCAGCCAAGCCGCGCGCCUACCUUGAUUCCUUUGCGCUCCAAAAGGAGUCCGGAAACCGACAGAUGAUGUACGGCGGUGGCCGACCCGAAACCUCAACCUCGGUUCAGCCUCCCCAGAUGUACACUUCGGCGCAGCUCAAUGGCUUCGAGAACCCAUCCCCCGUCCAGGGUAUUCCUACAACACAAACUCGCAACUCCGGCGUAGCCCCGACGUUCAACGCGGCGCCACCGGCCGCGAAGCCUCCUGGUCUUGACCAAGAAGUGGUGCCCCCCACCGAAUACCCCUACCGCGCGAAGGCCAUCUAUAGCUACGAGGCCAACCCUGACGACGCGAACGAGAUCUCCUUCUCAAAGCACGAGAUUCUGGAGGUUAGCGACGUGAGUGGAAGGUGGUGGCAGGCACGCAAGGAGACGGGCGAGACGGGUAUCGCGCCAAGCAACUACCUGAUCCUGUUAUAAUGAGCUCAUGAUUUUCAUUUCGCCGUUGGAGAUGGGAGCAAAAAAUGACCAUAUGGGACAUGGAAUGGUUUCGCGCUCAAAAUGCUUGUUGGAGUACAUUAAGGUCUCUUGUCCGGGAUAAAACCAUCGCCGCCUCUUUUGAGCCACAGGCGGCACACGUAUAUCCGCCGAAACGGCUUCACUUUUUUCUUCGACCUGUUGUUUCUACUUCUAUCCGCCCACCAUCGUGUGUAGGCCUUCUCCCUAUUACUGCUAGUGUAUGUUGCCAUUGUCGCUCGAGCAGAGGGAUUGUGUGUUUUCUUGUUGUGUCUUCUGGGGCGGUUUUCACGAGCAACGGGUCGGUCAUUCGGAUAGCUAUGGUAGCUCGCAGGUGGGAUACCCAUGCAUGUUGGUGUUCCCCUGCUGUUUUACAAAUGGCAUUGCAUAUAUUCACACUUCGUCCUGGCAUCUUCGAGAGU
Messenger RNA from Colletotrichum godetiae, 1331 nucleotides. RefSeq lists its product as uncharacterized. The record is from RefSeq and is a predicted model, not a curated record. Lineage: Eukaryota; Fungi; Ascomycota; Sordariomycetes; Glomerellales; Glomerellaceae. Gene Ontology annotation, molecular function: protein binding. The coding region runs from base 190 to 873 and encodes 227 amino acids. Gene Ontology annotation, biological process: regulation of actin filament polymerization. The transcript is spliced from 2 exons.